GUGGACACUCCUCGAGAAUCUCCGGCACGACCCGUGCUAGCGGCACCUUCCGGUAACGCAUGGGCGCGUGGUCCGCCGACAAGUGUCACAAAUGCGCAUAAUUCUUCGCAAAGAGCCACGCCCACACCAGCAUCACCCCCUCAUGCCGUGGAAACUAGUCCACAGGACCCUAUGCCAAGUUCUACCAAUGAUCAGCAGGUUGAAGCCGCGGCAACCACCUCAUCUCCUCGUACCGAUGGCAGUUCUCCGGCUACGGCAUCAGCGCCAGCGCCAAGCACAACACAAACGACCUCACACGAAGCCACACCAGAUUCGACGACGACAAGUGCGACUACCGAAAAAGAAGAGGGGUAUGUUGGUCGCAAGUUUUUUUCUUCAAGACGCGUAUAG
Cylicostephanus goldi is the source of this 390-nucleotide messenger RNA. The record is from the annotation of a GenBank genome assembly. NCBI's taxonomy places the organism in Eukaryota, Metazoa, Nematoda, Chromadorea, Rhabditida, Strongylidae.